Messenger RNA from Monopterus albus (swamp eel), 4227 nucleotides. Its product is annotated as adenosine kinase-like. Gene Ontology annotation, biological process: purine ribonucleoside salvage; purine nucleobase metabolic process. The transcript is spliced from 11 exons. Gene Ontology annotation, molecular function: adenosine kinase activity. The record is from RefSeq and is a predicted model, not a curated record. Lineage: Eukaryota; Metazoa; Chordata; Actinopteri; Synbranchiformes; Synbranchidae. Gene Ontology annotation, cellular component: cytosol; nucleus. Bases 783 to 1820 code for a protein of 345 amino acids.
AUGAUGAGUUUAACAAUGUUGGGUUACUUGAGACCAUCAGAUGUCUGUCUGACCACCGUGGUGGCGGAGUAGAGGUCUUUUAUAACGACCGGUGAAAGGUUAACGUUAUGUGAUGUAACGUAAACUUUUACCCCGCAGCUAUAACGUUGGCUGAUGGUUAGCUGAUUGUAAAAGGGGCGCUAAGAGGUUGUGCUGUCUUCAGAUAACGUUAACUCUUGCGUGCUUUUUAGGUAGUUGUGCCAAUAUCUAAUCUAAGCUUGACCACCACCUGCCCCUGCAUGUUUAAAAGGUGCAGAAAGCAAUACUCCCUCCGCUCCGUGCCAGGGAAUCGCUCCGCUGCAUGUAUUAACGACGACUGCUGUAGAGAAAGCCGUCCUGAGCUUCCAAACCAGUAAAUUACGCAGCAGUCACGUGGCUGUGGUUAAGUGAUGUUUCUGUGGGUUUUCCUGAAGAAAAAAAAACGUGGUAUCACUCAGCGGCUUCCUUAUUCAGUUUGACCGAAUCCUGCUGUGGUCAUACCGUGGUGUUUCCAGGAUGCAUCGUACCAUGUAAUUUAGCUCCAGCACAAGCCAAUCACCAGACAGAGACGGACCUGGCCCUUCCUCCUUUAAUCAGUCUGGAGUAGGGGUUGUUGUGGUUGCAGGGGGAAAUCGAUCUGAUCGCACAUUGAGCUGAAAUUGUCAAGUUUUUUUGUUUAGAAUGUAUAGCUCUUUCUGAGCCGGGUUUAGUUUGGACAACAGGUCUGUCAGUGUGUAGCUGGUACACAAAGAGCGAGGGAUACCAUGUCUGCUGCAAGCCCUAAUUCACUCUUUGGGAUGGGAAAUCCCUUACUGGACAUCUGUGCUAUAGUGGACAAAGACUUCUUGGACAAGUACACUCUGAAACCCAAUGACCAAAUCCUGGCAGAGGACAAACACAAAACGAUAUUUGAGGAGAUAGUGAAGAAGUUCAAAGUUGAGUACCACGCUGGUGGAGCCACACAGAACGCAAUGAGGAUCGCUCAGUGGUUGAUCCAAGAACCCCGGAAAGUGGCCACUUUCUUUGGCUGCAUUGGCAAAGACAAGUUUGGAGAGAUCUUGAAGCAGAAGGCUGAGGAGGCCCACAUUGACGCCCACUACUACGAGCAAGACGAAGAGCCCACAGGGAUGUGUGCUGCUUGUGUCACUGGAGUUAACAGGUCUCUGGUAGCUAACCUAGGUGCUGCUAACUGUUAUAAAAAGGAUAAGCAUCUAGACCUGGAAGAGAACUGGAACCGGGUGGAAAAAGCUAAAGUCUGCUACAUUGCUGGUUUCUUCCUCACAGUCUCUUUGGAGUCCAUGCUGAAAGUGGCGAAACAUGCGUCAGAAAAUAACAAGCUGUUUUGUAUGAACCUCUCUGCACCUUUCAUCUGCCAGUUUUUCAAGGACAACCUCAUGCAGGUUGUGCCCUAUGUUGAUGUGCUGUUCGGAAAUGAGAUCGAGGCCGCUGCAUUUGCUGAAGAGCAAGACUUUGAUACCAAGGACAUUAAAGAAAUUGCUAAGAAGGCUCAGGCUUUACCCAAAGUCAACACAAAGAGACAGAGGGUUGUAGUGUUGACCCAGGGGAAGGAUGCAACAGUUGUGGCCAUAGGUGACAAGAUUCAGACUUUCCCUGUGGUACCGGUCGACCCCAAGGACAUUCUUGACACAAAUGGCGCAGGUGAUGCCUUUGUAGGAGGUUUCCUGUCUGAGCUGGUCCAGGAGAAACCACUGGAUCAGUGUGUGAAGGCAGCACACUACGCUGCUAGUGUCGUCAUCAGACGAACAGGUUGCACCGUCCCAGAAAAACCUGACUUCAAAUGAGGACUCCCAGUCAACUUUUUCCAAUGAGGACUCCCAGUCAACUUUUUCUUCAGCCUGAAACCACGCACACAUACGUCCACCAUGCACAACUCAUUUCAUACAAAUACUAAUACUCUUACCCUUAAUUCUUGUAGAACAGUAUUUUUCGGUAAGCCCAUAGAAUUUUUUGGCCCAUGUGCACGUUUUCUUACAGAUUGUUGGUUGGGUGCCUCCUGAUGAGUGUGCCUGUCUGUGUCUUCCACCUGGGGCCACUAGAGGGCGUGCAGCAAAGAAGCCAAUACAGCAAUUAGUUCAUUUAUGAAUGGCUGUCUGGGAAUCACAAUAACAUCUAGGGAUGUGAUCAUUUACUUUACCCAAAGGAUCUAAAUGCAAAAUUGUCCUUUCAAAGACAGUUGCUUUGGGAUUGUUUCUAAAUGUAUUUAGCCUCUGACACUACCAGUGUCUGGCUGCACUGAUUCCUAUCAGACCUUGCUGCAAGCACGGGUGUUGGCAUCUCACAAGGCUGUUUUUUUUUUCUUCCUCUUGGAGACAGGAUCAAAUCAGAAGAGGCUAAUUCCACAACGGAAGGAUACAUAAUACACAAACAAUGGACUAAAGAAUAAAAUAAUCACCUUUGAGGGUGGAUUUGGAUACUGCAUUUAAAAAUGUGCAGUAAUGAUUUAUUUUAACUUUUUUUAAAGGUUAUUCCACGUUCAUGUCAUGUUGCCAGAAUGAGGACGGGUACGGUUCCUGUAGAAAUGACUCGGGAGCGUUCACACAAUAGUCCCACAUGUCAGUUUCCACAGUGUAGUCUGCUGCGACAAAGGCUUUGCUUUGUCAGUUAAAGCUACAGUAUGUAACUUUUCUCAAAUAUUUUCAUUGUAUGAAUUGCUCCAAAACUUGUCUUAUUGUGGAGAGGAGCUGUCAGGGCCUUCAGUGACCCAGCAGUGCAGAGACAUUAGCUUCUAAGAGGUUUUGAUCAGAUCAUAGCGGAGCAGGGAGAGGGAGUGCUGGACAGAGCAGACCAAAGUGGAUUGAUUUGGAGUUUUAUGUUGGCGCUACCUUAAGUUGCAUACUGUAGCUUUAUUCAUAAUGUCAUUUUAUUUUGUGUGACGACAUGGUAUGAGUAACCUUUACUCCAACUGUCAGAUUAUCUAGGCCACAGCCUUUUACACAUGAAAUUACAUUUUUAAGUUAGGCUACUUUUGCUAUUAUGCUAAUUUGUUAUUCUACCUUUAACAUGAAUUUUUCUUUUUAUUUUGUGUGAACACAAAAUGCUAGUAGAUAACUGUGUUGCUAAAUAACUUGCAUAUUUCCUGUGUGUUUACUAAUGAAAUCAGUGUUAAUUUCUGCCAAGUGGGAGAUAAUGUAGCAGUCUGAAAUUCCAGAUUUCUCCAACUCAGUUAGAAGUUGGAGGUUGUCAUGAACAGUUUUUGCCACUCAGCUGCUUGUUAUCAGGAUUUAAAUGACAUGAAUGCAGUAUUAUUACUGAACCCAGAUGUUUUUCUUUUAAUUGUUCACAUUUUAGAUAUAUCGGUGCCUCUGCCACCUAAGUGCUGUGAUCACUGUUAAAUGUCAGCUCUUGUGUGUCAACAACAUACUAUAACAGCAUUGUGGAAGUUUGUUUCCUCACAGUGUUCUUUGUGCAGCGGCUUCUAGUGAUGUGUGCCCAUUCCCCUUUCUUUCUCUGUAAAUGUCACUAAGUUUGAAGGGAAAGGCUUGCUGGUGGUGUGUUAACCUGCAUUUGUCAGGGCAGGGGAACUUAAAAGCUUGACUAGUGGUGGAUGUUUGGUGGUUUGUGAGGGUGAAAAUGGACACAUUUGUGAAAUGCAUGUAAGGUAGCAGGUCUGGUUGGAAAGAGAUCAGUGUAUUUGAAUGUUUUCUGUUAGAGGAGUAGGCAUUAAAAAUGACCUCUCCUAAAUGUUUUAUUUUUCACCUGAAUUAGUGGCCUGUGUUGUUGACUCUUGUCAUAUCAUAAAAUAUGUAAUUUAACUUCAGUACCUCCAGCUUUGGAUAAAUAAUAUUUAAAUAUAAAUUUUCUCUCAUCAGAUUUGACAUGAGCUAAAUUCAGGCUCAAGCCAUAUUUGUGAUAUGGGCCCAGACCUUUUAAAACCAUCAGUGUUUACCUGAUUUUGUGUUAUGUUGUUAGCACAGCACCGAAUACUUGAAUAAAACUAUCCUCAAUAUAAGCAUACUCAGUGUUAAUAGAUAAUGGGCAAGGAGUACAUACAGUUUUCCUAAUAGCACAUCGGAUGAUUUCAAACUUAUCUUUUGGUACUGAAAUAAUGCAUGUUGUUCCUCUGUUAAAUGUGUGGCUUCUGUAGCUGUACGUUCAGAAACAGCAAAAAGCCUCAUGUCUUUUUCCUGGAGUCAGUAGCACUCGCAUUGCUGAUGUCUGUGUUAGACCAUGAUGCAUAAAAUUGACAAA